UGAAACAUGUUACUUUAUCAUUUCUGAACGGCAAAAUAUGAUCCAUACAAAACAAGAAGUAAUGUAGUAUUAUAUACAUCAUAUUGGAUUUCUAUUAUUUUCGUUUUUACAUUUUUGCAAUGUUACGCUUACGCUUCAUGAAUCAAAAUAAUAUAUAAACACUGGGCAUUUUUGUUUUGUAAACGCCAGUAAACGCAGUAUCGCGUCGCAGAAGAUGGAUGCUUCUAAGCCGAGUUUAGUUCGUGCGUAAUUGAUUUCACUGUUGGAACAAAAGUGCUUAUUCUUUAUGCUUCAAUAUGAUAUCAUUUAUUGAUUUCAUGAAGGCGUUCGUGCGCGAAAGCAGGCUGAUCCCUUUCUUCAAGGCGGUGGCCUUGUACUUCAUAGCAGGCGACCUCGCGCCCUCGGUCUCGGCCGCGGCGCUCAAGUGCACGCCCCUGGUGUGGCUGCUGCUCACCGUAGCGGUUCGCGCGCCCGCCGCCACCCCGCCGCAACGGCAGUACACGCAGAGCGUAGCGGCCGGGCUGGCGCUGUCGGCGCUGGGCGACGCGCUGCUGGUGUGGCCGCAGCACUUCGUGGCGGGCAUGGCGGCCUUCGCGGGCGCGCACGUGGCCUACGUCCGCGCCUUCGGGCUGCGGCCGCGGCGCUACGGCGUGGCGCUGGCGCUGCUGGGCGGCGCGGCGCUGUUCCUGCGCGCCGCGCCGCCGCCCGCGCCGCUGGCCGCGCCCGUGGCCGCCUACGCGCUGCUGCUGGCCGCCAUGGCGUGGCGCGGCGCCGCGCGCGCCGGCCCGCAGCGCCGCGGCGCGCUGCUCUUCCUGCUGUCCGACGCGCUGCUCGGCUACGGGCUGUUCGCGGGGCCCGUGCCCUACGGCAAGGUGCUGGUGAUGUCGACGUACUACCUGGGCCAGCUGUGCAUCGCACACAGUGCGCUGGAGCAGCCGCCCGCGCCCACGACGCAGUAGCGGCGCAGAGUUUGG
Molecule: messenger RNA, 974 nt
Organism: Melitaea cinxia (Glanville fritillary)
Lineage: Eukaryota; Metazoa; Arthropoda; Insecta; Lepidoptera; Nymphalidae
Product: lysoplasmalogenase
Exons: 4
Coding region: 297-959 (220 amino acids)
Cellular component (GO): membrane
Source: RefSeq, a predicted model, not a curated record